Molecule: messenger RNA, 3357 nt
Organism: Camelina sativa (false flax)
Lineage: Eukaryota; Viridiplantae; Streptophyta; Magnoliopsida; Brassicales; Brassicaceae
Source: RefSeq, a predicted model, not a curated record
AUGGACGGACCGAUGCUCGAUCCAGAAUCAAAUUUAUUGAAUGAUGAGUAUGCUCGUGGUGUUGGUGAAUUUAUGGAAUUGGCUUGUCAACAACCGAUCGCUCUAAAAACCCGUAAGUUGAAAUGUCCAUGUUCGAUUUGUCAGAAUUCUCACAAUAUUAGGAUUGAUUUAGUAUGGGGUCAUCUUUAUUCCAAUGGUUUUAUGCCGGGUUACAAGAUUUGGUUUCUCCAUGGUGAAAGACCAGAGUACAAUAGUUCUAGCGAACCAUAUAUUGUUGAUAGAGUAGAGGAACCUAGAACAGAAGUAGAUUAUGGUGUGGGUUCUCUUGAGAUGGUGAAUGAUGCAUAUAGGGAAAAUAUGCAAUCGAUGGGUCAAAAUGUUUAUAGUUUAGAGGAGCCUAAUGCAGAGGCACACAAGUUUUUUUCUAUGUUGGACGCAGCUAAGCAGCCGUUAUACGGAGGUUGUAGGGACGGUCAUUCCGCUUUGUCAUCUGCAAGCAGAUUGAUGACCAUAAAGACGGACUAUAAUUUGGCUGAGGAAUGUGUGGAUGCGAUAACUGAUUUUGUGAAAGACAUUUUGCCGGAAGAUAAUCAUUUUCCAGGUACAUAUUACGAGAUUCAGAAAUUGGUCGCCGGUCUUGGUUUGCCUUAUCAAAUGAUAGAUGUAUGCGAAGAUAAUUGCAUGAUCUAUUGGAGAGAAGACGAAGAUAGGACAAGGUGUCGAUUUUGUCAAAAACCAAGAUAUCAGGAUAGAAUCGGUAGGGUUCCAGUUCCAUAUAAGAGGAUGUGGUAUUUACCGAUCACGGAAAGGUUGAAGCGAUUAUAUCAAUCUGAGCGUACGGCAGGUCCAAUGAGAUGGCACGCAGAACAUAGAUCAAACGGAGAGAUUACGCAUCCUUCAGAUGCGGAAGCAUGGAGGCAUUUCCAAUCUGUGUAUCCGGAUUUUGCGUAUGAGCGACGAAACGUGUACCUAGGAUUAUCUACAGAUGGUUUCAACCCAUUUGGAAAGCAUGGAAGACAAUAUUCGUUGUGGCCAGUAAUCGUAACACCUUAUAACUUACCACCAUCUUUGUGCAUGCGUCGAGAGUUUCUUUUCCUUUCGAUUUUGGUUCCCGGUCCAAAUCAUCCAAAGAGGUCUCUUGAUGUGUUUCUCCAACCGUUGAUAUAUGAGUUGAAAAUGUUAUGGGAUCAUGGUGCUACAACAUAUGAUGUAUCAACCAAGCAGAAUUUCCAGAUGCGUGCAGCACUUAUGUGGACGAUAAGUGACUUUCCAGCUUAUGGGAUGCUAUCUGGAUGGACAACUCAUGGAAGGUUAGCGUGUCCAUAUUGUCAAGAUAACACAGAUGCGUUCCAGUUGAGGCAUGGACGUAAAACGAGUUGGUUUGAUUGCCAUAGAAGAUUUCUACCAGCUCGUCACCCUUACCGGCGUUCGCGGACAUUGUUUAGAAAGAAUAAGCAAGUGGUUGAUGCACCACCUCCUGAGGUCGAUGGACAUAGUUUACUAGAACAGUUAAGAGAUUUUGGAGCGGAGAGGACUACAGAUUGUGGUGGUAAUGGACAUGUUGUUGUGUAUGGUGCUGGUAUCAAUCACAAUUGGCAUAAACAUAGUAUCUUUUGGGUGUUGCCUUAUUGGAAAGAUCUUUUGUUAAAACAUAAUCUUGAUGUCAUGCACGUCGAGAAGAACGUCUUCGACAACCUCAUGAACAUUGUUCUAAAUGUCCCGGGAAAGACUAAAGAUAAUGUGAAGUCUAGAUUAGAUUUGCCAGAUAUAUGUGAUCGCGAGGAGCUUCAUGUACUAGAAAAUGGGAGAUGUUCAAUCCCGAUAUUUCGGCUAGACACGCGCAAAAAGGAAGCGUUCUUCAACUGGAUUACCCACGAUGUCAAAUUUCCUGAUGGAUACGCAUCUAAUUUGCGUAAUUGUGUUGAUAUGGCUGAAGAAAAGUUUACUGGGAUGAAGAGCCAUGAUUAUCAUGUUGUGAUGCAGCGACUUCUUCCAUUUGCAUUUGAGCAUCUUUUACCCGACAAUGUCCACCAAGCAAUUGCAGGUGUAGGUGCAUUUUUUCGGGAUUUAUGCUCGAGAACACUUACUUUUGACGGUAUUCGUAAUUUGGAAGAAAACAUACCAAUGAUCUUAUGCAAUCUAGAGAAGAUAUUUCCCCCAUCUUUUUUUGAUGUUAUGGAGCAUCUCCCAAUACACCUUCCGCGAGAAGCUAAACUUGGUGGUCCUGUUCAAUAUCGGUGGAUGUAUCCUUUUGAGCGGUAUAUGUUCCAUCUGAAGAAGAAGGUGAAAAAUUUAAGCAAAGUUGAAGGCUCUAUUGUGGCACAAAGUAUAAACGAAGAAGCGUCAAAUUUUGCUGAAUUUUACUUUCCUGCCCAAGUUCGUACAAAAAGACGACGUCCUACUCGUCAUGAUGAUGGAGGCGAAAUGGCUAGUUAUUCGGUAUACAUACCUAGCUUGUUUACCCAAGUUGGGAGACUCAGUGGGACACGAAAGAAUCGCCAACUGUCGCAGCAAGAGUAUACGCACUUACAUAUGUAUAUUCUCACUAACUGUGAGGAUAUUAUGGAAUAUGAGAAGAUUUACAUGGCGUUAAUACGCUCUUACUACCCAAAUUAUACCGAGGCACAACUUGAGGAGCAUAAGCAAAGAGAUUUCGUGCCUUGGUUGAAAUAUUAUGUUAACGAUGAAAGCGAGAAAGGUCAAACAUUUCCAUCAUGGCUAGUAGAGUUAGUAAACGGUCCCAACUACAUUGCAACGUCUUCUCCAGGGUAUUGCACGAGGGGAUAUGCAUUUCGGAUUCAUGAGGAAGGAAGUAGGCGGAGAACAACCGAUUCGGGUAUAUCAUCUCAUACAAGUGAUGUUGUAUAUUAUGGUGUCCUUAGAGAGAUUUUAGAAGUACGCUAUCCGGGGAUGUUAAACUUGAGAUGCAUUGUUUUCUUUUGUGAUUGGUAUGAUCCUUACAUCGAUCGUGGUGUUAGAGUUGACCGAUUUGGUGUUACGUCCGUUAACAUAAGACGUAGAUUGGUGAAAUAUGAUCCGUUCAUCCUUGCGUCACAUGCAGACCAAGUUUGCUACAUUCGCUAUCCUCGCGUUUCUAAUGCUCCCGAUACUUGGGUAACAGUUACGCAAAUAAACCCAAGAGGAAGAAUAUACGGAGUUGCCGAUCAUGAUCCUUUGCAACCUAGCGGAAUUGGCUACAUGGCCCCAGUUGAGCAUUCUUUUGAUGUUGACCUCGUGGUUGACUUCACCCAAUUCACAGAUGACAGAGUUGACUCUGAAUCCGAAGAUGAAAUUGGAGAAUUUGACGAAGAUGAUUCAGACUCAGCUUCUACCGAUUACUCUUCUGAUUCAGAAUAG